Rhopilema esculentum is the source of this 3029-nucleotide messenger RNA. Its product is annotated as protein zwilch homolog. Gene Ontology annotation, cellular component: RZZ complex. NCBI's taxonomy places the organism in Eukaryota, Metazoa, Cnidaria, Scyphozoa, Rhizostomeae, Rhizostomatidae. Gene Ontology annotation, biological process: protein localization to kinetochore; mitotic spindle assembly checkpoint signaling. The record is from RefSeq and is a predicted model, not a curated record.
UGAGAGGAGUGGAACCAAGUUUUAGAAAUAGGCGGGAAGAAUACCGAGAUCGUUGAAGAUGGCGGAUCACCAACGGGAAGUAGAUGUUGAGUCUGUCGCACGAAUACUUGAAUCGCUGGCCAUAAAAGAUUUGGAAAGAAACAACAAUGAAGUAAAGGACGAAUGUACUACUAACUAUUUUAAUUUCAAGGACGACUUUAGCUUAAAUCACGUUCCUGUCAGUCAAGAAGUUGUUUUCAUCCAAGGCCUAGAAGACAUUGUUGGGCCACUCAGUUCGGAACAACCAAAUUCGCUUCUGAUUGUCAGCAAAAAAGUAAAUACUGGAUCAAAAAAGUUUGAUAAUGACGAGAGUGACAUAACAGGGGAUAUCAGUAAUACGUCAGCGGAAGAUACCGUUGACAAAUUUCCAGAGAUUGAACUAGGGAGCCAUGACUUAAAAACACAGACAAAUCGAGUUGAUGUGUAUACUGAAGAAAUUAUCAAAGCCGGACCAUCUAGCAGCGCAAAUGUCCAGUUUUUAGUUGAGAAAUCGAAAAUGCAAACGUCUAGCAGUACAAGUGUAACAAGGGUUGUCAAAGUGGAUUCUCUUGCUUCACUGGCCCUGAAAGAUGCAAGGUAUGUCGUUUCAAUUUUCACACAAGCAGUCAGAAAACUUGAGAGCACUAGGAACAAAGAAGAAUUUUCACAGAUGGUUUUUCCAUGGGUCUUUGUAAAAUGCAGUUGUGAAAGUCCUCAAAACAUUAGAUGGAUAUGCUGCACUGUUGAGAAUAAUACAACUGAAGGGAAACAGUAUGGUGUACUAAGAACUUGUCUGGUCAAAGAAGAGUCGUCUGUAUUUGAUUUGCAGAAAUCAUUUGCAAAGAAUGCAGCUCCUAAAAAUAUACCAGGUGAGAAAAAUCUUUACUUUUCAAGAUAUGAUAUUCUGGGAUCAAUUUUCAAACGUGAUGCAAGUGAAUGCAGAAAUAGCAGCAUGAUGUUAAUUGAGUUUGCCUGGCAUGAAAAUACUGCACCAAAUAGCCCACCACCUUUGUCAGCUGACGCUAUUGCAAAGCUGAGGAUAGUGCCGUCAGACCCAUCAUCUCCGCUGGCACCUUUGUUUUUGGAAUUGAUUCAGUUGGAGAAUGUUGUCCAUGGUGUGCAAAGCUGUAUCUGGCCUGAUACUAAUUAUACAGGUGAAGUAAGGGUUGAUAUUAUCAACCAUCUCCAGAGCUUUGUUGACGAUCUCAAGAAUAUCAAGUGCAUGGAGGACUUUGUUCCAAAUGAGGAAAAGCCAGGUGAUAAUAAUGAUAAUGAUGAUCUAGCUACAACUUUACUUGCUCAUGUUCUAGAUAAUUUUAAACGGAAGGAUUGUGACUUCAGUGAUAAUUUGUGGGAUUUUCUAAGGAAUGCCAGUUCAUUUGAGGACAUCUUGAUUGCACUUGACCAUAUGUUCACAUCAAUUUGUACAAAGGAUAUACAGCCUGUCUUUGAUUUAGAGAAUGGUACAGAAUUUGCUACCUGGAUAAGAGAAUUCUAUAAAGCAAGUAUGAACAAUAAAGGGAAAGAAAAGCUCCAGGAAAAACUUGAUUCAGUUUUAGAGAACAAUUCUAAGGUAUUUCAACUGAUUGCUGAAGCAGGCCUUGAGAAAUACAAACGUAGCUAUGUGUCAUUUUUCACAAAUGAAGAAUUGGCUACAUUUGGACAGUUGGAGCCCAUUCUAAAAAAUGCAGUCUCACUUGAAGAGAAGAUGGCUUUAAUUUGGAAGCUUCAUCAUACCUUAGAGCUUGUUUCCUUUGGCAAAGCGUAUUUGCAUUUGAGCACAGAUUAUCUGAGAGUUCUUCUGAAAGCAAGUCUUGAUUACCACAAGAGCAAUGACGUUCCAACAAACCCACCAGUAUUCUCAUUAUCAGUUCCUGCAGUUUCAUCUUUAGCAGCUCCGUUGGUUGAAGAGUGCAGAAACAUGAAGCCAGUUUUGUGGAAGUUUGUAACAAACAAAGUUUCUGGCAAUCAAGGGAAGAUUUCAUCGAUGUUCAUUGUGUCAAAGUUCAAUGAUCUGAGGCCUGAUGUAGAUACCGAGUAUUUGAAAAAUGAUGAUGUUGAGAUUCAUACUGUGCAAGUUGCAAAGGAAAGCAAGAUAAGGGUUUAUUGAUGCUGCUUUUGAUUAUUGUUUGGCAUGGAAAAGUUUUCCUCUGUAAAGUGUAAUGUUAGGGAAACAAUUUAGAGAACAGUUUACUUUCACCUUUGAAAAUUUUUGUGACAAGGAAAAUUUUGGAAGAAAAGUUUUGUCAAGCAAUUGCCAAAAUGUUGAUAUCACCAAGACCUAUAGCUUUUGUAUUCUUUUUAUCUUCUGUAAACCUGCCACCUAUCUUAGCAACUUACGAUUUUAGAAAUUGAUAAGAGAUAGGUAAGAAAGAAAAGUUGCAAAACAGCACUGUAGUCUAUGAUCAUAUGAAAAUGAGCCAGCAGUGCAUUUCAAGAUUCAGUUGUGACAUAUUUCAGAAUUGUGAAAUUUUAUUUUUGCAAAUAACAAAAUAAGCGAAUAGAAAUAAGCACUAGGCAACAAAAAAUGUUACAGCUUGUUCAUACAGAUCCUGUGUUGUCAAUACUCUGGCAAGGUAUCAUUUAAAACAUUGCAGUAGCUACCCCACCACUUAACCCCCUAGCCCCCAUUGAAGCAGAUUUUUUUAGGAUGUUGUUCUACUUGUGGAUUUUUGUUCAAUGUAUUUGUUGUAAUCUACAGGUUUAUAUAUGCAAAAAUUGAAGCUAAUUCAAAUCUUUUAUUUAGCAAAUAAGUGGGAGGAAAACUCCCCUGCCUCCCCUAUGAUGCAGUUCAUGAAUAGCUCCCAUAGCAUGACUGCAUAGCUUUUUGGUCACUAUAUGAUCUUCUUAGACCAUAAACAUAGUCUUAUUUGCUGUCAUUUGGUUAGAGAGUGGUAUAAACAAUCUAAUAUCUUUACAUUAAUGAAACACAGCUCAAUCUGUUUGUCUGUAUUUGUUUAUGUAACAGUUUUAGAAACGUAUUUGAUGUUAUGUUGCAUUAAUAUGCGAAU